AUGAAUAACAUUGUAAAAGAAACUACGAGAAGGAAUUAUCAUUCUGUAGAAAAAAAAAAAAACUCUCAAUCAUACAUCCUUCAUUAGUGCUCAUGCCUUUAUAUAGGGAGUCGAUUACAUAUCAGACAAAAGGAAAAUGUAAGAAGUAUUACAGCUGGAAAGGAAUAUUACAACUGGAGAAAAUAACAAACUCUGCAGAGGAGGAAUAUUCUUCAACAUUCUGUUUGUACUGCAUCCUCUGAGAUGGAAUUCUCAGUUUUAUUUUUCUGCUGUGGUGCAGUGGGUAGACAUACGUUAAUACAGGGCAUCAAAAAGGAACUCACAGAGGAGCUCAGAUUGGCAAUCGCGUCGCACCGUGCAGGAGCUUAAAGCAGCAGGAAUCCAUGUGAAGCGAAGUGAAGGUAAUUCCUUGAGAAACAUAUCUUUUCGUAGAAAUCUGAUCAACUGCGUCCAGGGAGUCCUCUCGCUUCCUCCACUAAUAGUGGAUGACUCAACGGGGCCGAAGUUCUUGAACUUAAUUGCAUACGAAAUGUGUCUGGACUUCGAUAACGACUUCGGCAUCACCUCUUACGUAUCUUUCGUCGAUUCACUCAUCGAAAACACCAACGACGUCAAGGAACUACGAAAAGCACACGUUUUCUUCAACCUCCUCGGCAGCGACGAAGAAGUGGCUAAGCUCUUCAAUGAGAUAGGCACCGACUUGGUGCCUGACCUCGACGAGCAUAAGUACGUCAGGACUCAGAUUCAGAAAUACUACGACAACAAAAUCAUGGUCUGGAUGGCUGAAUUAUUUCACGAUAUUUUUAGCAGACCCUGGAAGGUUGUUGCUUUUUUCGGUUCAUUAUCCGCGCUAGUUCUAAUCGCCACUCAGACUUUGCAUUCUCCAUCUGGCCCCCAUGCGAUAACUUCUGCAAGAAAUUCACUCGAAGCCUAUGAGAUCGCGCGAGGAAGGCGUUUCUUCUUAAUUAUGAAAGAGUUGUCACUUCAACUCAAAGCUGCUAGGUCCUCCCGAUCAAGACCACAUCACCAUUAAUAUAUGUAAUAUUGUGUUUGCGAGGAAAUAAUUAUGAUCAAUAUGAUUGUGUGUGUUGAAUGAUGUGUGUUGAAAAUAAUAUCAAAUCAAAUUAUCUUGAUUUGAUUUUCAUAAUGUUUAAGAUAUUUAUCUUAUCCCAUUUCAAUGUAAUUUCUCUAUAAAUAAAGAUG
Messenger RNA from Carya illinoinensis, 1203 nucleotides. RefSeq lists its product as uncharacterized. The record is from RefSeq and is a predicted model, not a curated record. NCBI's taxonomy places the organism in Eukaryota, Viridiplantae, Streptophyta, Magnoliopsida, Fagales, Juglandaceae. The transcript has 2 exons. The coding region runs from base 530 to 1033 and encodes 167 amino acids.